This is a messenger RNA of Xylona heveae TC161, 3702 nucleotides long. RefSeq lists its product as hypothetical. Bases 1 to 3702 code for a protein of 1233 amino acids. The record is from RefSeq and is a predicted model, not a curated record. The transcript has 3 exons. Lineage: Eukaryota; Fungi; Ascomycota; Xylonomycetes; Xylonales; Xylonaceae.
AUGCCCGGGCAGAGACAAAAUGAUCCCGGCCGGCAGAGGGCUGACCGCGAUCGCCGUCGCAGCUCUGGAUUGUUCGUGAGUCAAUGGGCGAAUGACAUUGCCGGAAGUUUGCCCGGAAAUGCGCCUGUACAAUUCCAAGCCCGAACCCAAGGCCAAGGCCAAGGUCAACGAGAAGCGUCGCCACCAGAAAAGUACAAGAGCCGCCUUGAACGAGACGUGGAAGCGUUGCUCGCCAGACGCGAAGCCGCAGAAGAAAAACAACACAAACAAGCCGAUGAGCGAGCAGCGCGAUAUGCACGGUUCCUUGCACGGCGCGGUCCCGGGAGGGAUACACUAGCACAUGAAACAAGAAAGGAAAUUAUAAAGAGCCACAAGGAGCUCAAUGCGAGGAAAGCAAGGGCUAGGGCAGCAAGAGAAGCUGAGCGGCAGAGACUUUUGGGAGCAUUUGCUGAAGCUGGAAGAAGAGCAGCGAGUCUUCCGGCUUCGGCUGCAAUUCCACAUCUGCCAGCACGUCCUACCGGGCCGAUUAGAACACGAGGAACCUGGAGAGUCAGAUUGACUCGUACAACAAGACCAACAGGCGACAGACAAAGGCGCCAUUUUAAAGGAGGCGAUAGAGGUACAGAGGAAGAGGAAGAGGUCCAAGUGGAGAUUUCGAGAACGGAUAACGGUGAAGGCGCAAAUGAAGAUGACGGUGAGGCAGGAGGUAACGCAGCUGGUGAGCAACAGGAUGAUGAAACUUUGGCCAGAGACUUGCAGAGGCAGUAUGACGACGAAGCGGAAAACCUUAGAAGAAUUGAGGUGGCCGAGAGUCGACGCUCAAGGAGAGGAAGAGGGACAUUGAACCAGGACCAGCCUCAGCCUGGACCCCAGCCGCCGGCAUCUCGUUCGCAAAGCCGUGGUCGCGGCCGCGGUCGCCCUCGUGGCCGCGGUCGGGGACGAGGAAGAGGCGCAAGUCAACCAGGAGGCUCCAGACAUUCCUCAAGAGAAGUUUCGAGUAGUCCAGCGCCAAGUCAAGAUCAGCCUGCAGGGCAAACUCGCGGCCAAGCUCAAAGACAAACACAAAAUCAAACAACUGAAGAGGAAAGAAGGAUACGUCGGCAUAGACUCAGCUCCAGUUCGAGCGAUUUGAGCGAUCCAGGAUCAGAAUCGUCUUCGGAAAUGGGAGAUACCAUUGUUGUGCAGCCCUUAGCGCAGCCACAGGAUGUACCAAAUCCUGCGCUGGCAUCUGAACCAGCUCCAGUAGAACAACCUCAACUAGAACAAGAGCAACAGGAGCAGGCCCCUGCAGCACCUGCGAUCGAAAUCCCUACACUUACACCCCAAACGACAACUGAAUAUAAACCGUUUACACUCGUCCGCGUUGGCGGCUCUCACCCAUGGAGGCUAGUCCUGCCCAUGAGAUUGGCGGUAGGUGGAUAUGCCACUGCGCAAGACAGACGAAGAUAUCAGCGGAUGGUCGCCCUCGGGUGGAGACAGCACGGAAAUCUUUCAACAUUUGACCAUAUUGUUCGACGGAACUGUAUUAGAAACGGAAUAGAACCGGGCUGGCUCCUGGCUGAUUCGCCCCAUGGGUUCGAGUACGACUCAGAGACUGAAUCAUCUGACGAGGAUGAAUAUUUCGGACCGAGUGGGAUUGAUAGAGAUGUUAUCGCUGUGCCGGACGAAGUAGGAGCAGGACUAUCUAUCUUAUCGGCCGCUGGACAGUUAACAGGUCCAGGAGCUCCUACAUUGCCCGAACAGGCUCAACCGCAGCCUUCAGCAGGACCCGCAGGACCUGUUCCAAGAUCCUCUGGUAUCUCGGAAAGAUUCAGAAUGGAGAGAAGCUUUGGCACAGGUGAAUGGACCAUCUUCAUGCCGGAAGGGAUUGCAUUGUUUGAACGGCGAGUCGGCGUUGAGGAGCUUCGUUUAUUGCGGGAAAUGGCCCUAGAGAUGGAACAAAAUCAUCCACUUGAUAAUUCAUGGCGGAUUGCGCUUAGACGAGCAAUUGUAGAUACUGCCAGUGUCGUGACUCAACGGCAGUUCGGUAUGAUUGUAGCCCCAAUUGGAGAAUCCAUACUAGAUGCUCCCGGUCUUGCAAUGCUGGGCCAGCUGGCAGGACAAGCGGAGCGGCUACCGUUUGACUUAAUGCCUGAGUUGGAAGAGGAGUCAGAGGGCGGUCUUGCAAUUUUGGGCCAGCUGGCAGGGCAAGCGGAGCCGUUACAGAUACGCCCAGCAUCUCAGCAGAUGGUCCAGCCGGCGACGGAACAACACCCGCCCCCUAUUCAAGCGGGAUCGCUGCCACUGCACCAAACGACUCAUCAGGUAGUAGAGCCGACGGCGGAACAGCCUCUACCAGCUGCCCAGAACGUCCAAUCCUAUAUUGCUCCUCCUGUCACGGGAAAGAGAAAGGCAGAAGAGAAAGACGAGGGAGAAGAGAAUCCAAAAGCGGCAGAAGAAGAAAGAUCACCUCCCCAGAAAAGAAGAAAAGUAUCAGAAGUCCCGGAAGCAUCGGAUGCACGCCCAAGUGCAACGCCACAGGCACGAACACCAACAAGACUCGCAAGUGUGGGAGGAGUAUUAAGGCGCGUGCCUCGAGCAUCAAGAAGAUUAGAACAAGGCGGUGCCGGCCGUACAGGCGGCGCAACAUCUGCUAGUAUUGCUGCGCAGACCACCGCCGCAGCCGCCAGACCUGCAGCUCCGUCACAGGCACCAGCACACGCGCCUCCUCCUGCCCCUGCAGCAUCCGCAAUAGCAACAGAAGAAGAAGACACCCCGAUAGUCAAAGAAGAAGAGGCAACAACAGGCCCACUGCGACUACCCGACUUUCCGGGCGAUGACGAUGAUGACGAAGAGGAGCAGCCACCCACAAUUCGGUCAAGACGAAACACUCGAAGCUUAUCGACCCGCCCAUUUCAUCUACCAGAUUUCCCGGCCGACGACGAUGAUGACGAGGAAGAAGAAAAUGAUGAAGAGGCAGCAGAAGGCGCAGAAGAGGAAGAAGAAGGCGACGCAUCGGCGCCGUCAGCUCGGAGACAACAUACUUUAUUGUCGACCAUUCCCGAGAACGAGAGGAUGUCAGAAAGACUCCAUUUGGACCGCGGCCCUGCAGAGCGUGGAAAGCCCGACCCAUCCAAGCUCUCGAUUACCAUCACCAAGGGAAAUAAAACCAAAACACAAAGAUACAAACAUCCCGUCGAUUGGAAUGACAGCGCAUCAGUUGUAAAACUGAAUCGAUGGCGGCAACAACAAUUCCGACGCGCAACCGGAGAGAUUGCACGAGCUGGAGCCGUACCAUACACGCCAGAAGAAAACCAGUUCCUGAUCGACGUGACGCGGCAGUCACUCGCAAACAAAGAAAGGACCAUAAACUGGAGAAGAGUCCUCAAUGACUUUAAUGCGCGGUUUGAGGGACAGGCUCUUCCUAGUUCGGAUGUUCCUCGCCCACGCAGAACACGCGACAGUUUAAUUUCCCAGCGCGGAAGAAUUCCAGAAUGUAAUGAAAUGCUUGGAAAGAACCCACGGGCAAAUGAGCAGGCGGGUAAGCAAGCCAGAUCAGCAAAAAGUAGGACAACAACCAAAGGCAAGGGUAAGGGCAAAACAAAGAAAACAGAGGAGGAAGAAGAGGAGGAGGAGGAAGAGGACGAGAACGACGGAGAGGAAGAAGCGGAGGAAUGGAACGGCGUAAAGGGUUUAAAACAUCAAGAAGGACUAGAAUCGUAA